UGAAGUUUUACUUUGUGAGCCGUUCCCCCACGCCAACGCCACUCCUCUACUGGACAUCAGAGAAUAACCUCAGAGAUUAGUCCGCAAGCGUCCGCCCGAAAUGUUCACACCCAUGGAUUCAUUAUUAGGCACUGCUUGAUGUAGAGCGCUCCUCUUGUGAGCGUCUGCUUUGAUUUGUUAUCGAGACAAGCGAAGAAAGGUGCCGUCUUGGGCUCUUCCUUGGCUUCGAUCGACAAGAGAGGAGAGGAGAGGAGUCACCUUCGCGUGCUUCUUCUCUGGUUUUUUAUCGGGACGAGCGGAGAAAGGUGCUGUCUUUAUGGCUCCACGGUGAGAUAAGGGAAGAAAAGAGCCACCUUGGGCUCUUCCGUGGCCUCUGUUGUAGUUUCCGAUAGAGAAGAGAGAAGAAAGGAGUCAGCUUUGGUGUCUCGGGAGCUAUGUCCGGCGAGGCGGAGAAUUGUGGCUCCGUUCUUUUCCUGGGGCUGCCGGACGACGUACUGGCGCUCAUCUCCGCCCGUCUCCGCCCCCGCGACCUCUGCGCGCUCGGCCUAUGCUGCCGUGGCCUCCACGUCGCCGUCGCGGCCUCCGAGAAGGCCUGGCUCGCGCAGUGCCUUCGCCUCGGCCCCCCGCCCCACCUCCUUCCCCGGUGGCGCAGGGGCGUCCGCUCCUACGGCGCCCUCUGCCGCUUCCUCGCAGCCGUUGCGCCUCUCCUCGGCAUAUGGGUGCACCAGAAUCCGGAGCUCGGCAACGUCGUCUGCGUCGUGUGGGGCUUCCUCUCCGUCGUCGGCGUCCGCGUCAUCCCCCAGGAGCUCGGGUAUCUGGGCCUAGACGCCGGGCCUCUCCUCUGGGCGCCGGUUUUCGAGAUCCUCGCCGACGCCAAUGGCUCGCCCUCUCGCUUCUUCCUCCAUGGCCGAGACUGCGGCGAGGACUGCCUCCACCCGGGCUCCGUUCGAUCCAUCGACUCCUCUUGCAACGUCCUCUUCCUGGAGGCCGAUUCCCGUCCCCAAGAUUCCGCCUUUCCUCCAAGACCGCUCCAUUUGCCCCCCGCCCGGAGCUUCUCUUCCGUUUCUGGAUCGAAGGAUCCAGAUUUGGCAAGAAAAUAUUCCCGGUCUCGCACCACUGUCGCCUUCCGUUCCUCGGUCGCGCCGCCUCCGCCUUGUUCUUUCCCAUCCUUCAGCCGAUUGCCGUUCAGCGACCGCCGCCGGCUUCUAGAACUGGUGGCGGCCAGAAUCCGCCUCAAGGUCCCCCGGGAUCUGGCCGCUGCUCCUCUCUUUGAACGUUCUUCCUUCUGCGAUGAUGCCAAUCUCUUGGCUAAUCGAAGGUUGGAGCUCAUCGAAAUGCUCAAACUUAGCGGAGGGUGGAUCGAUCGGAUGGCGGCAGAGUUAGCAUUGAGCUUGACGGAGCAUCGGAACGCUGCAAGCAGCAACGCCGUCGACCACCGGACGAGAACUGCCACUGACAAAAGAAGAGCCUUCUCCUCCGUGGCCGGGUACUUGAAACAAUUCAUGGGCAGGUCUACCUCUCCUAACGUUCCCUGUUCGAUUUCAAGAAACGGGAAUCCUGUGGGCGGCGGCAAGAACAAGCACGCGCAGCUCCACGAGUUCUUGAGGUCAGGCGACGUGAUCGGGCUGAGCUUAAGAGCAACCCACAUGAGGGUAACCACGUACAGGGCGUGGCCAAACAUGCACGACAGCAGGUUUGCGCUGUACAAGCUCCCAUUGCAGGCCCCAAUGGCGUGCCAGGAGCACGCAGGCCUGUGGGGCGGCACCUUUGGCUGGCCACCGGGACAGCCCUCCGAGGGCAAAUCAGGGAAGGCCUUGUUCUUCUUGUUGCUUUCUUACGAGGAGGUCAACGGCCACCCCCUUCUCAUUGCCACCAAGAUACUGGAAGGAACCCACUAUGUCCUCCAUCCCAAUGGCUCCGCAAUGUUCAUUGUGAAAAUGGAUGAGACCACAUCAGAGCCAUUCCCAUGGGAGACCGACGGCGAAUCUCUUCAGGUGGAAGUGAAAUCUAGUCACUCAGGGGAGGGGAUCGCGAAUGGUUACGGUUUCCGAUACCCAGGAUCCAAGCCUGGCUCACUGUUUGUGCUACAGAAUGGACUGUUGGCAUUUGUGUGGAAGGAGUCCCAGUCCAUCUUGACCUUGCAGAGGGUGGACUUGCAGGAGCUGCUAAAGAAAGGAGAAAGAGUGCCGGUGCUGCCACCAAUCGCAAACUUUGUCUAUCUUACAAAGUCUUACUCUAACGUUUUCACAGGCUUCCCUAUCAACUCAGAAUUAUGAGGCCUGAAAGAGUCAAAGUGGCAUGUGGCGGAAAUAGCUUGGUAUGCUUGUGACAGAACGACAAGUCAUGGACACUUUGGAAGAUGUGGGAAUUAAAUAGGCAGAAGUUGAGAACGACGGCAAACAAAAUGAGGCAUAAGAAGAGGCCUAAAUGGAAAUCUGUAAAUUUCCUUGUGAAAAGCAAGUCUACUUAACAAUUUCAGCAUAGGAUGUUGUCAUCGGUAUAUAUAGAUGAUACAGCUGAUACCUGUUUUAGAAUUAUGAUGAUGCUUGAAAGAGUCAAACUACCAUGUUGUGAGAUUAGCUUGUUAUCCUUGUGGAAGGAUAGUCUGAUGAAAUUCUAAAAAUGCAGUAUCGUUGAGAAAAAUGACAAAGAAAGUAGUAUUGUUUGAAACCUAAGAAGCAGCCUCACAGCUUGAAGUGUCUGCACUCUUUAUUGAUCUGUUUGUAAAAGUUACACUUAACAGUUCUAUACUUCUUUGAGAUGACUUAGUGCGAGCAUCUGGUGACGCUGGGAGAAUCUCAUGGUACAACAAGUGGGGAAGCUGGUAAUAUUUGCACAUGAAUAAUAUUUCAUGCACAUGAGAAGCAACAAGUAGAAGGAGAAACAUAUUCUGAGAAGAAUUCUGUACUCUCUGAAAGAGAAUUUCCAACGUGAACUCCAAUAACUAAUCCAGCAAGACCUCCAGGUUUGGACAAUAGAAGACGUACGAGCUUUGGAUCGAAACUUCGGAGUUAUGAGGGUCAAUUAAUAGCUAGUAUGAUCAGGUAGAAAUAUCGUACUAGGAGUCCAGAUAUUAGAUUGAAACUUCUUGUAAAGAGUUAUAACUGUGAGAAGUAACAUAGCUUGUUUUUCUGUUGUGGGUUUAGGUGAAUAUUCGUAUUGAUGUUAUUGGCCUAAUUGUCAUGGAACUGGCAUGUAUAAGUAUCUACGGCUGCAGCUGCAGAGUCAAGGGUUGGAUGUGUUUGGGAGAAUAACAGAGCCAAGGAUGCACAGAGCACGAAGACCAUAUAAAGAACUUAGUCUGACAGAAACUAUCUAUAAGUUGGAUGCAGGAAAGUCGUAUGGAGGAAGGUUAAAUAAAAGAAGCUUGAUAGUUUUGGGAAGUAUCAACUUUCACAUACAUGAGAUCCAGUUUCGGUAGCAACCAACAUCUCUCAGAGCUAGUUUAGCCAGAAUGUGUUAUAUUGCGCUGCUAUGCUUAGCGUUGUUACUAAAUACCAUGUUUGGAGUUACAGAAUGUAGUGUUAUUACAAACCUUUUUGGUCGGCUGCUCGAAACUUCACAGCUUAUGCCAAUGUUGCCUGAGCUACAACAAGGUUUAAGCGUGCAGGACGAGAAUAAAAUCAGAUCAUCUUUCAUGCUAGAAAUGAAGUCCGACAUUGUCCACCAUUUUGUUGCUGGUGUUGAUUUCAUAACCUUGUAAUUGUUUUUGAGAGGCACCGUACAUAGCAUAGAUAUGCGUGGACAAGAUGACAAGGUAACGAAUACAAGUAGCCUUCUUUGAUCAGUGCUUAAAUAUUCUGUUCAACUGGAAAAACUCUUUCAGUCAUGUGACAUUAUGUUGGUAGCACUUUUAUUUCAGUCUGUUCUCCUGC
This is a messenger RNA of Musa acuminata AAA Group (dessert banana), 3875 nucleotides long. RefSeq names its product F-box protein At5g39450-like. Lineage: Eukaryota; Viridiplantae; Streptophyta; Magnoliopsida; Zingiberales; Musaceae. The transcript has 2 exons. The record is from RefSeq and is a predicted model, not a curated record. The coding region runs from base 435 to 2276 and encodes 613 amino acids. Gene Ontology annotation, molecular function: protein binding.